This is a messenger RNA of Ostrinia furnacalis (Asian corn borer), 2048 nucleotides long. RefSeq names its product lysoplasmalogenase. Gene Ontology annotation, molecular function: hydrolase activity. Bases 316 to 975 code for a protein of 219 amino acids. The record is from RefSeq and is a predicted model, not a curated record. The transcript has 5 exons. Gene Ontology annotation, cellular component: membrane. NCBI's taxonomy places the organism in Eukaryota, Metazoa, Arthropoda, Insecta, Lepidoptera, Crambidae.
UUCAAUUAUAACCCGGCAAAAUAUGGAAGAUUCAAAUGAUAUUGACUUUCUUAGUAAGAGGAUUCAAUUCGCAAGUGGCGACGUAGCUGAUAGAUGCGCACAACAAAUUCAUGGCAAAACAAAACAAUCAACAAAAGUUUAUUUUUAAUCGCCUUGCAGCGCCACUUGCUCAGUUGCGUUCGUAGCGAGGGUUCGCGGGGAGUCCGCCUGGGUCCCCUGUCCGCGAAUUUCCGUGCUAUUUGCACGAUUCAAUUUAUAGUGCGUCAUCAGGAGUCGGAGUUUCAUUACAAUAACUGUAUCAGACCGUGACCAGCCAUGAUUAGUUAUCCAUUGAUGAAGCGGCUGGGCAUGACGGCGGGCGGGCUGGUGCCGUUCUUCAAGUGCGUGAUCGUGUACUUCGUGGUGGUGCGCGAGCUGGCGCCGUCGCUGACGGUGGCGGCCGGCAAGUGCGCGCCCGUGCUGUGCCUCAUGCUGUUCGCGCUGCUGCACCCGCCGCCGCCGCACGUGCGCGACCAGGGCUGGUACGCGUCGUGCGUGGCGACGGGGCUGGCGCUGUCGAUGGUGGGCGACGCGCUGCUGGUGUGGCCCGAGUGCUUCGAGGCCGGCAUGGGCGCCUUCGCGCUGGCGCACCUCGCCUACCUCGCCGGCCUCGGCUUCCGCCCGCUCGCGCUGCACCUCGCGGUGGCGUGCCACUGCGCGACGGCGGCGUUCCUGCUGCUGCUGGAGCUGCCGGGGCGGCUGGCGUGGCUGGUGCCGCUGUACGCGGCGCUGCUGGCCAGCACGGCGUGGCGCGGCGCGGCGCGCGGCGGCCGGGCGGCGCUGGGCGCGCUGCUGUUCCUCGCCUCCGACGGCCUGCUCGCCUACGGCAUGUUCGGCGGCCCCAUGCGCCACAACCAGCUGUGGGUGAUGUCGACGUACUACAUGGCGCAGAUGGCGCUGGCGCUCAGCGUGCUGGACCCCACGCCCGAGGACUAGGCGCGCCGGACCGCGGCCGCGUGCAGACGCCGCUGGACUUAGAGGACCAUCAGAAAUGAGGAGAAGCGAGCUGGUAAAACAACAAGACGACUGGAGUUCCCAGGUGUCUGCCGAUUUUCAAGAUCGGUGUAAGAUUAUUGUUCAUAUGGUAUGGUUGUAAUUCUUCCAUGAUUUAAUCGUUGGUGUUUAUGGUGUUAUACAGGUAGUUAGAUCUUAGUGUAAUGAGUUUGUGUCGUACGUAGUUAAGUAAUUUGUUUGGACAGUAUCGGUAAGAGUGCGGCAAGUGGGAAAGUAUGUAUGCACAAAAGUUGUGGAAACGGUCUGUGAUAUGCGUCAGUCACUGUCUUCUCAUUAUUUUAAAUACUAAUAAUGUUAUUUUAAAAACGAUAAACUUUGAGGAGUCAUUGAUUUUGGAGUGUUAAGUUCGACAAGAAGAUGCGUGCAAUGGCUCUCGUGUUUGGUAUCGAAUAACCAAUUGGCUCACAAAACAGAGUUGUUAGCGAGUGCCAAAGAAUAUUAAGUCGAGCGUCUGACGCAAAUGUUUGUCUUUCUUCUUGAAAACGUGUAUGUUAUCCGUUUAUGUUGGUAAAUAAUCCAAAAGACUAACUAAGGUCCAUAAGAGGGCUUGUGAUCCAGAAUGAAUCUUUGUAUUUGUGAUAUCAUUAGGUAUAUCCGCCUUUGCUAUUUAGGAAUCCUAUCGACAAUAUCACGUUAACUAAAUACUGUAGAUAAUAUCAUGACAUUUCACAUUACGAAAUGUAUAUUUUACGAAUUUUGUACAUUCCUAUUGUAUUUAAUUUAUCUGACUUAUGUGUGCUGACCUUUUGACACGUGGAAGAUGAGCGAGCUUCCGUAACUUACGGAGAACGAGUUCUACAUCUAUUUGUAUAAAACAAACCACUUCAAACGACUAUGUGACGCCAUUGGAAAGUCAAUCCGGCUCAUCAAACAAAUGGUCUCAAGGUAAUGAUAUACAGGGUGGUGACCCGUUGGUGGGCGAUCAUACAAAAGGAUUAAUUCUACUGCUCAUGUGCAGGAACAAUGACCAAAAAAAUGACGUUCCCAUACUUAAU